Strongylocentrotus purpuratus (purple sea urchin) is the source of this 411-nucleotide messenger RNA. Its product is annotated as sulfated surface glycoprotein 185-like. NCBI's taxonomy places the organism in Eukaryota, Metazoa, Echinodermata, Echinoidea, Camarodonta, Strongylocentrotidae. The transcript is spliced from 2 exons. The record is from RefSeq and is a predicted model, not a curated record. Bases 1 to 411 code for a protein of 136 amino acids.
AUGACACGUUCUAAGGAGAACUAUAGUGCCCCAAGACUCAGGAUUAUACAUAACGACAUCUGGAAACCCCUCAUCAACAAGUACCCGGUCACUCCUCCUCCACCACCUCCUCCAUCACCACCUCCAACACCGCCUUCACCACCCCCGCAGACCCCCGUACGUCAACCACCGCCACCCGCCGAACCCUCAAAGCAGCGGCCAGUCUCACAGCUACAAUGCACAGCAGACGACCGCAGAUUACAACGCCGCCCCACUCAUCAUGGAUUUGAAAAUCCCCCAAGUCCGCAAGCCGGAGACUCCAGCCCAGACGGACAGCCAGACGGACAAGCAGACCAUCCAUGUCCACUCCCAGAUGACUCAAGCCCACACGGUCGUGGAUUUUUACCCGACGUCCGCACCCCGGUGACUUAA